AUGGAGCUGGAUGGGCUCAUUGUUGGCCGGGAACGCGGUGCCUGGGACGGGAGGGACGGAGCUGGCGUGGGUGAAGCUUCGGGCCUCCUCAACUCCAACAAGUUCACGUUGAUCGGGGACAACGCCUUCGCCGGCCUCUCGCACCUCCAGUACCUGUUCAUCGAGAACAACGACAUCCAAGCGCUCUCCAAGGCCACUUUCCGUGGGCUCAAGUCCCUGACCCACCUGUCCUUGGCCAACAAUAACCUGCAGACGUUGCCUCGGGGUCUCUUCAAGCCGCUGGACAUCUUGAGUGACCUGGACCUUCGGGGCAACACGCUGGCCUGCGACUGCAAGAUCAAGUGGCUGGUGGAGUGGCUGGGGAGCACCAACACCACCGUCCCCGCCGUCUUCUGCAGUAGCCCCGGGCAAUUUGAGGGCCAACGGAUCCGGGACCUGGCACUGGGUGACUUCCAGUGCAUCACCACGGAUUUCGUGGUCCACCAGGUCCUGCCCUUCCAGUCGGUGUCGGCCGAGCCCUUCACCUACGCCAGCGACCUCUACGUUGCCCUGGCACAGCCCAGUGCCAGCAGUUGUGCCAUCCUCAAGUGGGACUACGUGGAGCGCAAGCUGCGUGACUUCGACCGCAUCCCUGCUCACUCGGCCGUGCACUGCAAGCCCAUCGUGGCCCAGGACCAGCUGUACGUGGUGGUGGCCCAACUCUUUGGUGGCUCCUACAUCUACCGCUGGGACACCGCCGUGGACAAGUUCAUCAAGAUCCAGGACAUCGACAGCCAGAAGACCCGCAAGCCCAACGACAUCGAAGCCUUCCAGAUCGAAGGCGACUGGUACUUCGUCAUCGCCGACAGCUCCAAGGCGGGUUCCACCAGCCUCUACCGCCUCAACCAGAACGGUUUCUACUCCCACCAAGCCCUCCACGCCUGGCACCGCGACACCGACGUGGAGUACGUGGAGAACGAGGGCAAACCCCGGCUGAUCAUCUCCAGCAGCUCCCAAGCCCCCGUCAUCUACCAGUGGAACCGGGCGCAGAAGCAAUUCGUCCCUCAGGGGGAGGUGGGGGAGAUGCUGGACGUGCAGAUGGUGAAGCACUUCAAGGUGAAGAGGGACCAGUUCCUCUGCCUCAGCCGCUACAUCGGCGACUCCAAGGUGGUGAGGUGGGAAGGGCAGCGCUUCGUGGAGCUCCAGACGCUGCCGUCCCGCGGCUCCAUGGUGAUGCAGCCCUUCUUGGUGGAGCAACGGCAGUACCUGGCCCUGGGCAGUGACUUCUCCUUCACCCACGUCUACCUGUGGGAAGAGGAGAAGCAGAAAUUCGUCAAGUUCCAGGAGCUCUCGGUUCAGGCCCCCCGGGCUUUCCGCUACGUGCCGGCGUCUGACGUCCAGCUCCUCUUGGCUCCCAGCUUCAAGGCCAACACGUUGGUCUACCGGCACGUGGUGGUGGACCUCAGCCUCUAGGCGAGGAUGGAGAGCCCAGGUUGCCCGUGGGGGUCAACAGCUCUUGCCUUUCCCCCCAGUCCCCAACCCUGAGAGCCUGAGGACACGCAUGCGCCCACCACCCCCUUCCUCCUGCCUGCAGCCCUGCCCUGUGGUCCCAGCCCGGUGCCACCACCACCCCCUCUUCUUCUCCCCAUCUUCACCCACCCCAGGGCAGCACCCAGCCCCACGGCUUGCUGGGGGAAGCCACCAGCUUCAGUUUCCCCCCUCCUCCCGGGUCCUCCCAGUUUUGCAGCCCCCACAGCCUCCCCAUCCAGCAUCCCGUGGGAUGCGGGCAGGAGGGUGGGAUGCCCUUGACCAUGCAGAGCGAUGUCCUUGGGUACCAGCUCUGUGGCACUGGGGGGGCUGGCAGGGCUGGGGGGGGGACAGGCAAUGGGCUGGAGGCUUGUGGCAGGGAGGGCUGGGGGCACAGGAGAGGGAUGUGCAUGGGCAGGGCUGGAUGGGGUGCUCCUGGGACCCUGGGGUGCUCCCGGGAUGAUGGGAUGCUCCAAGGUGGGUGGGAUGCUCUGAGGAGGGUGUGGAUGGGAUGCCCUGAGGAGGAUGGGAUGCUCGAGGCCAGCAGGAUGCUCCAAGGAGGAUGUGGAUGGGAUGCCCUGAGGAGGAUGGGGAUGGGAUGCCCUGAGGAGGAUGAUGCUCAAGGCCAGGUGGAUGCUCCAAGGAGGAUGUGGAUGGGGUGCCCUGAGGACGAUGGGGUGCCCAGUGUGGGUGGGAUGCUCUGAGGAGGGAGCUGAUGGGAUGCCCUGAGGAGGAUGGGAUGCUCGAGGCCAGUGUGAUGCCCUGAGGAGGAUGCAGAUGGGAUGCCCUGAGGAGGAUGGGAUGCCUUGAGGAGGACGCAGAUGGGAUACCUUGAGGAGGAUGGGAUGCCCUGAGGAGGACGGGGUGCUCGAGACCAGCAGGAUGCUCUGGGCUGGCAGGAUGCCACCCGCAGAAGCAGGGCUAGCCCUCUCCCAUCCCCCUCCGUGCCAUGUCCAGAGCUCCCUCUGCCCGUGUCCCACUGCCGGGCAGGACCCAGCGUGUCCCAGCAGCACCCGAGGUGUACGUGCCCACCCAGUGCCCACCCAAACGUUCCCCACAAUAAACACACUGUGACACCCA
This is a messenger RNA of Calidris pugnax (ruff), 2586 nucleotides long. Its product is annotated as leucine-rich repeat LGI family member 3-like. Gene Ontology annotation, biological process: regulation of exocytosis. The transcript is spliced from 8 exons. Lineage: Eukaryota; Metazoa; Chordata; Aves; Charadriiformes; Scolopacidae. Gene Ontology annotation, molecular function: protein binding. Bases 1 to 1452 code for a protein of 483 amino acids. Gene Ontology annotation, cellular component: synaptic vesicle. The record is from RefSeq and is a predicted model, not a curated record.